Yarrowia lipolytica CLIB122 is the source of this 435-nucleotide messenger RNA. RefSeq lists its product as uncharacterized. The record is from RefSeq and is a predicted model, not a curated record. Lineage: Eukaryota; Fungi; Ascomycota; Dipodascomycetes; Dipodascales.
AUGAACGCUGUCAACCGGACCUCGAUACCCGAAAUCUACUACCUGACUUCGCGCGCACAAAUGAAGCUGACCAAGGAGUCUGUGCGACCUGAUCUCAAGCUGCGGCAACUCGUGUGCCAUGCCAACCUCGUGGACAACCUGCUGGGCGAGCUGUCUGCCCGACGACAAAAGCAAACAAUGGUCAAGCUGUCUGAGGAUGCUUACGAUUCCGUUGCUGUCUCUUCCUCUGAUGACGAUGAGGAUGACGACGACGACUCUCCCGAUCUGUCGGACUCCUCUUCUGAUGAGGAUGACGCAGAGUACAUGAAACAGCCCAACUACACCUACCACCCCUACCAGCAAGAAAUGCUGUUUGAGGAUGCCUCCAGCGAGUACAACGAGUUCAACCCUCCUCCUCUGUACUCGGUUAUCAACACUGGUAUUGGAGCCAACUAG